Aphanomyces astaci is the source of this 369-nucleotide messenger RNA. RefSeq lists its product as hypothetical. NCBI's taxonomy places the organism in Eukaryota, Oomycota, Saprolegniomycetes, Saprolegniales, Verrucalvaceae. The coding region runs from base 1 to 369 and encodes 122 amino acids. The record is from RefSeq and is a predicted model, not a curated record. The transcript has 2 exons.
AUGAAACGGGGAGGGAUCCCCUCAAACGGCGUGGAUUGGGAUGACUCCCAUUUUUACGUGGACCCAGAGGGGCGAAUCUGGAUCCCAGACGGUGCUGUUGACCUGCAGCAGCGGAUUGGUGUGAUCGCUCACCAAGGAGCCAGCGGUCACCGUCGCAUCGCAGCGACGACCAAGUCGGCAUCCGACAAGUUUGUGUGGACGACGCUUUCCACGGACGUCGAAACGUGCGUGUGUGUCUGUUUGCACUGCCUCUGCAUUGACAGAGAAAUGGUUCCCAGUCCAUUGGGUUCGUCGCUUCACGCGAAAAAAGCCGGACGAGCUCAUCCAUUUCGACUGAUUGUCGAUGGCCAUGGCCAACUGCUCGUGUAG